Messenger RNA from Trichosporon asahii var. asahii CBS 2479, 3126 nucleotides. RefSeq lists its product as uncharacterized. The record is from RefSeq and is a predicted model, not a curated record. The transcript has 3 exons. The coding region runs from base 1 to 3126 and encodes 1041 amino acids. NCBI's taxonomy places the organism in Eukaryota, Fungi, Basidiomycota, Tremellomycetes, Trichosporonales, Trichosporonaceae.
AUGUUCCUCCGGAUACGACGGACACACUGGCCCUGGGUCGUCGCCGUCCUCUUCGCUCUUUCCAUCUUUACAUUCUACUAUGCCCAGACGGUCGUCGCGUGGACAGCGACCGACAAUGUCCACAAGCCGGCACCCUACGACGCGCACCCCUUGUUCGCAGACGUCGACCCGAAUCCCUACCAUGCGGCUGGACCAAAGGAGACGGGUCGCAUCCUCGUCGUGGGCGGCAUGGGCAUGCUUGGGAAGCAGCUGAUUCGCCGUCUUCUUGAUGCCGGCAAGGCGGUGACGCUCUACGACGAGGUCGUGUACCCCGACGAGAUUGAUUCCAUCCGGAAAGCGCACCCGAAAGGCAAUCUGAUCAUCUCGCAAGGGCGCGCUGAUCAUCUCGCAAAGGACCUCCCGAAGGCGCUGACGCGUGACGUCGUCGGUAUCGUCAACGUCGCGGGCGUCAGUCGCAUUGCUGAAUGUGCGGCCGACGUUGAGCGCUGUCGCCGCCUCAACGUCGACCACGUACAGGAGCUUGUGUCUCUGAGUGCGGCGCGUGUGCGGUGGUUCAUCGAGGCAUCGACAACUGAGGUCGUCGUGCCCAAGGGUGACGGUCUGAUCAACGAGCUCGCGCAGACCAAGCUCGACGCUGAGAAGUGGCUCGCCGAUUUCGCCAGCAACAACGCCUCUGCUAAUGUCCACGCGGCCGCGCUGCGUUUCGCGACAAUCUACGGCAGCGUCAACGACCACCCCGAUCGACUUGCGCUCAGCAUUGUGCGCAACGCGCUCUCUCACCGGACAAUCCAGAUGGUCGCAGGACACCAGACCGUCGACCUGCUCCACGUUACGGAUGCGGUGAGCGCAAUCGUGCUCGCCAUGAAUCACCUGGCGACCAAGCGCGGCCCGAGCUCGAUGGAUGUCUUUACCGUUGCGCCGAACCAGCCACAGACCGUUCGCGCGCUGAUCGAGAAGAUCAUGCGCCUGACCCGCUCCAAGAGCCCAGUCAUGACGAUCCCUCGAGACGGGAUGUACCCCGAGGUCGCCCCCGCCGAGGUUGGAACGAGAGUGCCAGGCUGGGAGCCAAAGGUGACGGCCGACGACGGAUUACUCAAACUCGCAACCAAGUUGACGGAGGAGAGCGUCACGUUCCUGCACAAGAAGCGCGAGGCGAGCUGCCACGUCAAGCACAGCUACAGCAUCGCCGACGUCUUUGCGCUGGAAGGGUGCUCGGGCUCUCUCGCGAUGGAGAACAAUGGCUACGUCGCCUUUGCGCACAUCAAGGAGGGGCAGGAGAAGGACGGCGUCUGGCCCGAGCCAGAGAGUGUAUGGCGCGAGACCGACAUGCCGACGGAUUGGACGUUCCACGUUUCUCGCUCGGGACGCGACUUUGAACUGUCGUUGACCGGGUCCACACGCAAGCGCGAGCCCGCCAUGAACGUCACCUUUGAAGGACACGCGUUCCGCAUCAAAGCAGUCGACGCCGACACGGGGUACCUCACACUGUCGCUGAGCACGGGUGCACCAUACGCGCCGCAAAAGUUUGACAACGACUGGGAAAACGCACCAGAGGAUACCGGUCUGUCAAGCACUGUGUUCCGCCUGACGCCGUGGUGCUGCCCGACUGCCCCGCCAUGGCCGUUCUACGAGGACGACCCGCUGUCCAGCUUCAUCAUGGACGAGCGGGACCAGUACCGGAUCAAGUGGGGCAAGACGCGGCGCGACGAGUUCUGCUCCCGGCUCGAGAAGGCACACACUCUGGCCGAGGAGCGUCUCAACGUCCUCCGCACGACGCAAGUCCCGCUCACCGGCGGCGAGAUCCCCUCCUCCCUCGCGGGCGACUGGAAGGCGCGCUCCUACGACCGCACCUGCACGAAUCUCUGCGACCACCCCACGAUCUGCGUCGACACGGGCGACUGCAUGUGUGUCGAGGCGGCGUGCCCCACGCGCUCUCGUACGUUGCCAGGCAAGUUGGAGUGGCGAGACGUGCUGCGCCCCAACGCGCGACGGUACUUCAACCUCCGCCCCGGUCUGCCCGCGAUCAACGUUACGCGUGUGCCCGAGGAUAUCGAGAACCAGCGCGAGAAGGAGGACCCGGACCACUUCGACCGCCUCCAGACCGAGUGGCAUGGGUGCUACUCUGCCGACUCGGUCGCGGAGCGCGCAGCCAAACUGAUCUCGCAACCAUUCAAGAACGACAUGAUGGUCUUCCUGCCGCAUUGGGAGUACACGCUGCGUUUCCCGCCCGUUGUCGAGUGGGCGAAGCAGGCGGCCGCCAAGCAUCUCCCCGAGAGCUUCUACUACGGCCUGCUCCAGGUGCCCUUCACGUUCGACUGGGGCAAGUGCAACACGAUCCUGCACCACCUGACGAAUGUGAGGGAGAAGAGCCGGCCGGCGGAGGAGCUCAGGCUGGCAUCGAGCUGGCAGCCGAUGGGCGAUCUCAACAGCCCCUGCUACAGCCCGGACCAGGACGUGCUCAUCCCGCCCAGGACGUGCAAGCAGGACGAGCUGCGUGCUGCCUUCUCAGACGUGAGCAAGGUGAAGAAGGUCGCCGAGCGCCAGACACUGGCGACGUUCAAGGGCUCGCCGAACGGGCAGGGCACAUCCCUCCGGCUGAAGACAACGUGUCCCCGCCUCCUCCCGCCUGGCAGCCUGGAGCCAGUCUGGGCCCACAUCCCCGAGGGCAAGACGUACCUCGACCUCCUGGGCGAUACGCGCUUCUGCCCCAUCCCCUUCGGCACCGCUGGCUGGACCUACCGCCUCAGCGACGUCGUGUAUGCGGGCUGCAUCCCCGUCCUGGUCGGCGACCAGAGCCACAUGACGUAUUGGUCCAUGUUUGACUGGUCCCUCUUCUCAGUACAGGUGUUCGAACACGAGCUGGACCAUCUCGAGCGCAUCCUAUCCGGUAUAACGGAGGAGGACGCACAGCGGAAACAGGACGCGCUGAUGCUCGUGCGCGAGGCGUUCCUGUACCCCUCCGAGGGACACGUCGAGGAGGCCGUGAAGGCGUACGGCGUGGCCAAAGACGGCAAGGAUGGGAAGGACGGGUGGAAGAACGGAGCCGUGUUCUAUGCCCUCCACGCUGCGCAUCUGGUCCAGAAGACGAGAUACUAUGCGCAGUGGCCUUGGAAUCGGGACGAGUAG